CACGGAGGGGCAGCCUCUUUGGGACUAACUCAUGAAGAACAAGGGUGCCAAGCAGAAGCUGAAACGAAAGGGAGCCACCAGCGCCUUUGGCUGUGACCUGACCGAGUAUCUGGAAAGCUCAGGACAAGAUGUUCCAUAUGUGUUGAAGAGCUGUGCAGAAUUUAUAGAGACUCAUGGCAUCGUGGAUGGAAUUUAUCGGCUUUCGGGAGUCACCUCAAACAUACAACGGCUAAGGCAAGAGUUUGGCUCAGAUCAAUGUCCAGAUCUGACGAGGGAAGUGUACCUCCAGGACAUCCACUGUGUGGGCUCACUCUGCAAGCUCUACUUUAGGGAGCUGCCCAACCCCCUCCUGACCUAUGAGCUUUAUGAGAAAUUCACGGAGGCAGUGUCACGCUGCCCAGAAGAAGGCCAGUUGGCCCGAAUCCAAAAUGUUAUCCAGGAGCUUCCCCCAUCCCAUUAUAGGACCUUGGAAUACCUGAUUCGACACCUGGCCCACAUCGCCUCCUUCAGCAGCCAGACCAACAUGCAUGCCAGGAACCUGGCCCUCGUGUGGGCGCCAAACCUCCUCAGGUCCAAAGAAAUUGAAGCUACGGGUUGCAAUGGAGAUGCAGCCUUCCUUGCCGUGCGGGUCCAGCAGGUGGUGAUUGAGUUCAUAUUGAAUCAUGUGGAUCAAAUCUUUAACAAUGGUGCACCUGGGUCUCUAGAGAACGAUGAAAACCGGCCCAUCAUGAAGAGCCUGACCUUGCCAGCCCUCUCCCUGCCCAUGAAGCUGGUGAGCCUGGAAGAAGCUCAGGCCCGGAGCUUGGCUACUAACCAUCCUGCUCGAAAGGAAAGGAGGGAGAAUAGCCUGCCUGAGAUUGUCCCUCCCAUGGGCACCCUCUUCCACACUGUCCUUGAGUUACCAGACAACAAAAGAAAGCUCUCCAGUAAAUCAAAGAAGUGGAAGUCAAUAUUUAAUCUGGGACGUUCUGGAUCAGACUCCAAAUCAAAGCUGAGUAGAAAUGGGAGUGUAUUUGUCAGAGGACAGAGGCUCUCAGUGGAAAAAGCUACUAUCCGACCAGCUAAAAGCAUGGACUCACUGUGCUCAGUGCCUGUGGAAGGGAAAGAAACCAAAGGAAAUUUCAAUCGAACAGUCACCACUGGUGGAUUUUUUAUUCCAGCAGCAAAAAUGCAUGGAACCAGCACUGGCAGCUCUUGUGACCUCAGCAAGCAGGAGGGUGACUGGGGUCAGGAGGGGACACCAGCAGGGGCCGAGGGGGGCUUUGACCUGAGCAGUGACCGAGGUCAACUCCAGGGUGCUCAGGCCCGGUUCCCACCCGAGCAGCUGAAGGUGUUCCGGCCCAUCGAGGAUCCUGAGAGUGAGCAAACAGCCCCAAAGAUGCUGGGUAUGUUCUACACCUCAAACGACAGUGCCGGCAAAUCUGUCUUCACCAGCAGUCUCUUCCAGAUGGAGCCCUCACCCCGUCACCAGCGCAAGGCCCUGAACAUCUCUGAGCCCUUUGCUGUGUCUGUGCCCCUCCGCGUGUCAGCUGUCAUCAGCACCAACAGCACCCCGUGCAGAACACCCCCGAAAGAGCUGCAGUCUCUUUCCAGCCUGGAGGAGUUUCCUUUCCAGGGGUCAGAGAGUGGAGGUUGGCCUGAAGAAGAGAAGCCACUGGGAGCUGAGACUUCUACAGCUUCUGUAUCUAAGAAGGCAGCUCUUGAAGAUGCCAAGCCAGGACCAGAAGCCAUGAAGACAGUGGAAUGCAGCAAAGGCCUUUCCCUGGAGACAGGAGCCCAACUGGAGGAGAAGAAAACCUCAGAAAUCGUCCUGAGCAGUCAACAUUCAAAUGAACCGGAGAAGAGGCAGAAUCUGGAGAAGGUGGUGGAGGAGGGUGGAGAGCCUGGCCCGGUGGAGUCCGGAGGAGUGCUGCAGGAGAGCCCCAGGGCCAGAGCAGAGGCGGUGUUCCUGCCUGAGAUGGAUGAAGAUGAUCUGGCCAGCACCCUGAUCUGGCCUGAGAUUCAACAGGAGCUAAAAAUCAUUGAAUCUGAGGAGGAGCUGUCCUCAGUGCCAACACCUGCUCGAAACAUCAGCCCAACUCAACCCAUUUUUGAGUCAAGUCCAAGGCCUUUUGCUGCCCCAGAGCCAUCUGGGGGCUUACCUUGUGUCUCCACCCCAGCUCCAGUCUCCACCCAUCUGGAGGAGUGGACUAGGGAUCCAGCCAAUCAGAGCACACAGGGGGCUCCCACAGCAACCAAUAGAGAAAAGCCAGAGACAACCAGCAGUCUCCAAGGAUCUGAGACUGAGAAGGGCCAGCGCCCAGAUCCCACCAGCCUGGCUUCUCUGGAAAUCGUCCCGUUUGAGACGGCCUCUCCACAAGCAAGGGUCAAGGUGGGAGGCCCGGGGAACCUGUCUCCUCUGAUCCCACCUGCUCCACCCCCGCCAACUCCUCUGGAGGAGGCACCCCAAGUCCAGCAGUUGAAGGAUGGGCCUGAAAGGGAAGACUCAUCAAAGAAUGUGAGGACAAAUCCAUAUAUAAACCAGCUGAAGUCCAAAGGCGGUCCUGGGAUCCCCAGUCUUUGUCAGGGAGACAAGUCCUCUCCAGGACAAAGUGAGAAACAAAAGUCAAAGAAUGCUGUUCCUGAUGGAAAAGGCUCUGGCUUUCCUAGCUCAGCAAAGGAGGUGGAGACGUCCCCACAAGGAGAAGGGGAUGCAGCCCAUUCAGUACAGGAGCCCUCAGACUGUGAUGAAGAUGACACUGUGACAGAUAUUGCCCAGCAUGGCCUGGAGAUGGUGGAACCCUGGGAGGAGCCUCAGUGGGUGACGAGUCCCCUUCAUUCCCCUACCCUGAAAAAUGUGCAAGAGGCCCAGGUGCAGGGCCUGCAGGGCCCCCGACUAGAGAAGAGGCUCUCCCACAGGCCUAGCCUCCGUCAGAGCCAUUCUCUAGAUAGCAAAACCAUGGCUAAGAGCCAGUGGACUCUCCAGGCUCCCUCCUCCAGCAGCUGUGUGAAUCUUGAAGCAGAGAGGCAUUCUGACCCUCUGCAGCCCCUGGCCCCCAGGAGAGAGCUUACUGGAUGGCAUGAGAAAGCCCUGAGAUCCUUCAGAGAGUUCUCUGGCCUGAAAGGGACAGAGGCUCUUUCCAGCCAGAAGGAACCAGGUAGUUUGCUGCCUAAACCAGCAGAAACCAGCCCUGUCAGCCCAGCAGAGGGAAAGGACCUGGGGACACACCUGGGACACGGCAACCCUCAUACUGAGCAGGGUAGUGUUCCUAGACCAGAGAGCAGCAAGGAGAGCUUACCUAGUGCACAGGACAGCACCUCACCUGGGGAGCAUCCCCCAAAGUUACAGCUGAAGAGCACUGAGUGUGGGCCCCCCAAAGGGAAAAAUAGGCCUUCCUCCCUCAACCUGGACUCUGCCGUUCCCAUCACUGACUUCUUCCAGUUUGAGAAUGUGGCCUCAUUUGGUUCACCUGGAAUGCAGGUCCCUGAGCCAGAAGACCCAAAGGUCACAUGGAUGACUUCAUCUCACUGUAAAGUAGACCCCUGGAGGGUUUACUCCCAGGACCCUCAAGACCUGGACAUUGUUGCUCACGCCCUGACAGGCCGCCGUAACUCAGCUCCCGUCAGUGUGUCAGCUGUGAGAACCUCCUUCAUGGUCAAAAUGUGCCAGGCCAGGGCCGUCCCAGUCAUCCCACCCAAGAUUCAGUACACACAGAUCCCACAGCCACUGCCCUCUCAGAGCCCAGGGGAGGAGGGUGCUCAGCCUCUGGAGAGGAGCCAGGAGGAAGCCAGCUCAGCUGGUGGGACUUUUCAGAAACCUGCCAAAGAUGAUUCUCUCUCCUCCUUGGAAGGCCCAAAGGAAGAGAAGCCAAAGCAAGACACAGGAGCCAUGGAGUCCUUGCCAGUGGAUGCCACUGCACCCCACGUGUGUGAAGGACCCGCCCUUUCUCCAGAACCAGGUUUGGCUAACCUGCUGUCCACCCAGGAUGCAGUAGUGCAGUGCCGAAAGCGCAUGUCAGAGACAGAGCCAUCUGGGGACAACCUUCUUUCUUCAAAAAUAGAGCGACCGUCAGGGAAUUCUAAGCCUUUCCACAGGUCAAGGCCAGGAAGACCUCAGAGCCUUAUCUUAUUCAGUCCUCCUUUCCCCAUCAUGGACCAUCCACCUCCUUCUUCCACAGUGACAGAUUCCAAGGUCCUGCUGUCCCCUAUCAGAAGUCCCACCCAGACAGUUUCCCCUGGUCUUCUUUGUGGGGAGUUGGCAGAAAACACGUGGGUCACACCAGAAGGGGUUACACUUAGGAAUAAAAUGACCAUUCCUAAGAAUGGCCAGAGACUAGAGACCUCCACCAGCUGUUUCUAUCAGCCUCAGCGGAGAUCAGUGAUUCUGGAUGGAAGAAGUGGGAGGCAAAUAGAAUGACUUCAGUUCAUCUUGUGGUGUCUGAAAAAAAUGCCAUGACUCAUGUGGGACUUAUUACAGGGCCAAUUCAGCAUUAAUCCAGACACAGGUUAUCCAAGUUUGGGCUUAUUUUGGAUGCUUCUGCUCUUCCUUCAGCCUUUUGGCCACUUAUUAGUCAGGUAAGGGAGAGGAUGAAAUUCUUCCUCCAGUGAGAUUUGGGGCUUGUCUGUGUGUUGCAUUUACUCCCCUCUCGCCAUUAUCUAUCUAUUACUGUGGCGAGCUGGAUGUGAUAAUGACUUCUGCAAGGAAAGAGAAAUCUUUCGUCUAUUGGAAAAGGUUGCUACUGAGGUUUGAAAGCCUCCUCUUUACUUCAGGCUUUUUAAUCCUCUUUAAAGCAUGUGUUCUUUUAGACCAGUAUUCUGAUAAGCUUUGUAAACGUGUACUAUCCGGAAUAGAAGCAGAUUUGGAAAAGCUAACUGAUGUACACAGAGAUCUCCCAGUGGGUGGAUUUACUCCUGCUCUUUCCUGAAAUUCCUGCUGGCCCGCCCAAGAUGGCUCCAUGUGCCAGCCUAGAAAAUCAGAAUCCAUACGCAAGAGGAAACUCUGAGACUGGCACAGUCUAUGCAGAAUUUCUGGCUCUGGCUUUUAUUAAUUUGGGACUCCAACGACCACUAUCCUGGCCUCUGAUUGAUAAAUCCAGUAGCUGGACAGGUUGGGUGGUGAGCUGAGGGUCACCUCAAAGAAAUGUGCCAAGUCUUCAUUUACGUAAGCAAUAGUGAUCUACUUUCAUUCCAAUAUCACAGUCCAAAAACGGUGUCAUCAUAAAGAAAAGCCUCACACAUGGACAGAGCUACACUCCAAGCGGAAUGUGUUUCAGUUGGUGGGGCAGUAGCAGAAAGCACAUCUAGGUCAGCUUCCCUCUUACACACUGGGCUGGGACAAGAGUGAGGGAGAAGAUGAGGAAGAGCUCCAGGAGGGGUGGGGAAAGAGCCCUGGCAUGGCGGCCGUCCCUACCAUCUGAUGGCCGGCAGCUCUCCUUCUGAAAAUCUAGUUCGUUUUAGCCAGUGGACUCCUUCCUUUCUCCUGCUCCCUUCAUUGCUGAAGGACAGAUUUGAGGCACUCUUUCUUCCACACUCCCCCACCACCACCCACCACCCACCCCAGGCACUCAGACUUGCCCUUCUCCUGUCUGUUUAAAAGCAGAAGCAAUAAACCAACCUGAUUUUUUGUCAGUUA
This is a messenger RNA of Phyllostomus hastatus (greater spear-nosed bat), 5611 nucleotides long. It is a transcript of the gene ARHGAP31, whose product is annotated as Rho GTPase activating protein 31. Gene Ontology annotation, biological process: small GTPase-mediated signal transduction. NCBI's taxonomy places the organism in Eukaryota, Metazoa, Chordata, Mammalia, Chiroptera, Phyllostomidae. Bases 32 to 4396 code for a protein of 1454 amino acids. The transcript has 12 exons. The record is from RefSeq and is a predicted model, not a curated record. Gene Ontology annotation, molecular function: GTPase activator activity.